Molecule: messenger RNA, 923 nt
Organism: Eruca vesicaria subsp. sativa (arugula)
Lineage: Eukaryota; Viridiplantae; Streptophyta; Magnoliopsida; Brassicales; Brassicaceae
Source: the annotation of a GenBank genome assembly
AUGACUCAGAUCAUGUUCGAGACUUUCAACGCCCCCGCCAUGUACGUGGCUAUUCAAGCCGUGCUCUCACUCUACGCUAGUGGUCGUACAACCGGUAUUGUCCUCGAUUCAGGAGAUGGCGUGAGCCACACGGUUCCUAUCUACGAAGGUUACGCACUUCCACACGCUAUCUUACGUCUUGACCUCGCGGGGCGUGACCUAACCGAUGCGUUUAUGAAGAUCUUAACCGAGCGUGGCUACUCAUUCACCACCACGGCAGAGCGUGAAAUCGUUAGAGAUAUUAAGGAGAAGCUUUGCUACAUUGCUUUGGACUACGAGCAGGAGCUGGAGACGGCUAAUACAAGCUCCUCUGUUGAGAAGAACUACGAGAUGCCUGAUGGACAAGUGAUCACCAUCGGUGCUGAACGGUUUCGUUGCCCUGAGGUUCUUUACCAGCCGUCUAUGAUCGGUAUGGAGAAUCCAGGGAUCCAUGAGACGACGUAUAACUCUAUAAUGAAGUGUGAUGUGGAUAUUAGAAAGGACUUGUAUGGUAACAUUGUGCUUAGUGGUGGAACUACAAUGUUCCCUGGGAUAGCUGAUAGAAUGAGUAAAGAGAUCACUGCUUUGGCUCCAAGUAGCAUGAAGAUUAAAGUUGUUGCACCUCCCGAGAGGAAAUACUCUGUUUGGAUUGGAGGGUCUAUCUUGGCCUCUCUCAGUACCUUCCAGCAGAUGUGGAUAGCAAAGGCAGAGUACGAUGAGUCAGGCCCGUCCAUUGUUCACAGGAAGUGUUUCUAAGUUCCAAGUUUCCCAUAAGUUUAUGCUGCUCUUUGUUUUUGUUCUGUUAUGUUUUGGGAUUCUGACCAAAGACAUGUUCAAGAUUUUAUGUUUUUUUCUUGGUUUUAUUAGGUACUAUCUUUGAGUGAAUAAUGACACCUUUCUCUUUA